This is a messenger RNA of Fomitopsis serialis, 168 nucleotides long. RefSeq lists its product as uncharacterized. The record is from RefSeq and is a predicted model, not a curated record. The transcript has a single exon. NCBI's taxonomy places the organism in Eukaryota, Fungi, Basidiomycota, Agaricomycetes, Polyporales, Fomitopsidaceae. Gene Ontology annotation, molecular function: protein binding. The annotation marks the transcript as partial.
AUGCCUGUCAAUUCAGAACCUGUAGUCCCUGCCGAACUCUGCGAUACCGUCAUCGACCAUCUUCACGAUGAUCCUCGCACCCUCGCAGCGUGCGCGCUCGUCUGUCGAGCAUGGGUCCCCUCUUCACGGAUGCACCAAUUUCACACCGUCAUCCUCCACCGGUUCCCC